Messenger RNA from Dermatophagoides pteronyssinus (European house dust mite), 1140 nucleotides. RefSeq lists its product as uncharacterized. Gene Ontology annotation, cellular component: endoplasmic reticulum membrane. NCBI's taxonomy places the organism in Eukaryota, Metazoa, Arthropoda, Arachnida, Sarcoptiformes, Pyroglyphidae. The record is from RefSeq and is a predicted model, not a curated record. Gene Ontology annotation, biological process: regulation of store-operated calcium entry.
UUCAAACAAAUUGUAAUGCCAAUUUUGUUGUCUGAAAUUAUUUAUUUUUCUUUUAAGUUUUAUUAAAGAAACAAUAUGAUUAAUCGUUGUAAAAGUCAUCUUUUGAUGUUAUUGUUUAUUGCUUUAUACUGCAUGAUGGUGUUGAUAGUGAUAGUGAUGGCAGACAAUAAUGAUCGUGUCAGAUUAAAAGAUAUUCAAACAUUAACAUUUCAUUCUGCCAGUUUAACCAAAUCAAGACGUAAUCAAACUAUUUCCCAAUUGAAAUGCGUCGGUAAUGGCCAUUGUAACAGUGUCAAUAUAUCAACAGUUACAUGUUACAAUAAUGGAACCAAUGGUCCAUCUAUACAUUGGCAAUGUAAAGCCCAAAUGCCGUCCAACUAUAAAUUCGGACAAUUAGACAUGUCAUGCGAAGGUUAUGAUUCCCCUCAAGAUGAAUACAUUCUGGCUGGUUCAUGCAGUCUACAAUAUUCCAUUGUUGAACGUUCCCAUGCUGGUGAUGCUGCUCACGAUGAUGAUGAUGAUGAUGAUGGGGGAUUUUUACAAAUGUCAAGCAUGAAAAUAACUUUGAUUGCAGUGCUCAUAUUAUUCAGUUGUUGUUGUUGUUGCUUUUGUUGUCCUGGAAAAAGAUCGAAGCCAAUUGUAAAUCGUGCAACAACAACCAAAUCCCAAUCACCAUCAAAGAGUUGUAGUAUUCGACAAUAUUCCUCCGAAUUACCUGGAAGUAGGAUUCCUUCCCGACAGCCAUUAGAACCAUCAAAGAGUCAUAGAAUUAAACAAUAUUCCUCUAAAUUGCCGAGAAGUAGUGUUGCAGCACGACAGUCAUUCGAGCCAUCAAAGAGUUAUAGAAUUGGACAAUUUUCCUCGGAAUCAUCUGAAGACUAUAGUAUUGCACCACAACAGCCAUUACAACAAUCAAACAGUUAUAAAAAAGAGCAACAUUCCUCUAAAUCAUCUGCAAUCAGUAUUAUACCGGGCAUAUUAGGCGGUGCAGCUGCCGGUGGUUUCAUGGGCUAUCUAUUUGGUUCAAGCCAAGAUCAAAUCAUAUCACCCAAUUUAGAUAUUGCUGCAACACCACCUCCAGCUCUCAACUGACAAAAAACUUGACUAAUUCAAUAAAUUAUUAUUAUUAUUAUUAUUAUC